AAAUCUAAAUGAUGAUAAACGAUUCCGAAUAAUUAUUUUUUUGCAAAAUUUUUUUACUAAAGAGAAACUUUCUAAAAUUUACUUUAUGAUGACGGCGGAGAGUGAAGAAGUUAAUAAUUUGUUGCACGCUGUUAUUUAUAAAGAAGCUGAGGAGUAUUUUAGUAAUUAUGAAAAGAGUGAUACUAUUAAUAUUGAAUUUUUUAACGAUCUACAAAAAUUUUUGAGUUUAUGUUUAGGCCAUAAUAAUAUAACGUUAUCUGAGUUUUAUAGCAUCUUACUUGAAAAUUCACGAUUUAUAUCUAUUUCGGGUAAAAAAACAUUGUCACAAUUAUUUGAAAGUAUGGAAUUGCAAAAUAAUGUAGAUGUUUGGAAUAAAAAAUAG
Messenger RNA from Vairimorpha ceranae, 382 nucleotides. RefSeq lists its product as hypothetical. The annotation marks the transcript as partial. The record is from RefSeq and is a predicted model, not a curated record. The transcript has a single exon. NCBI's taxonomy places the organism in Eukaryota, Fungi, Microsporidia, Nosematidae.